AUGGCGGCGACAGCGCAGCAAAUCCUUGCGGCCCCCGAAAAGUUUGCAGCUGUCGGCCUCCGGGUUUUGAACGAGAUGGCGCGCGACGCAGAUCCCCAGAUCUCGCGCCUCGCGAUGCUCAGCUGCCUGGCUGUCUUCCGGGAUAUUUUGCCCGAGUACAAGAUCCGGCCGCCUACAGAGGCUGAGCUGGCGGUCAAGGCCAGCCGCGAGGUCGAGCAGCUGCGCGCCCACGAGUCGUCGUUACUGAAGGCGUACCAGCUGUACCUGAAGCAGCUGCUCGCCGCCGCCGACGCGGCGCCGCCGCGGGGCGGGGGUUCCGGCAGCAAGGGCGGUGGCGGGAGGGAGGGCGGGGCCGGCAGGGCGGCAGAAGCGGCCCUCGCGAGCGCGCGGGUCGCGGUGCGGUGCCUGGCGGGGCUGCUGGUGGCGCGGCCGGGGUUCAACUACUGCUCAGACAUACUGCAGGAGCGCGCGAUCGAGCUGCCGACCAGCGCCGCGCCGGGUCCUGGAGGUCCCCUCCAGACCGCAGGCACACGCCCUCGCUCGCGGGCCCGCACCCGAAGCCCCUCCUCAAUAUUUUAA
This is a messenger RNA of Monoraphidium neglectum, 579 nucleotides long. RefSeq lists its product as hypothetical. Gene Ontology annotation, molecular function: chromatin binding. The record is from RefSeq and is a predicted model, not a curated record. The coding region runs from base 1 to 579 and encodes 192 amino acids. Gene Ontology annotation, cellular component: nucleolus. The transcript is spliced from 2 exons. Gene Ontology annotation, biological process: DNA replication initiation. Lineage: Eukaryota; Viridiplantae; Chlorophyta; Chlorophyceae; Sphaeropleales; Selenastraceae.